Messenger RNA from Myxocyprinus asiaticus (Chinese sucker), 2957 nucleotides. RefSeq names its product trafficking protein particle complex subunit 6b-like. Gene Ontology annotation, biological process: endoplasmic reticulum to Golgi vesicle-mediated transport; regulation of GTPase activity. Gene Ontology annotation, cellular component: trans-Golgi network; TRAPP complex; cis-Golgi network. The record is from RefSeq and is a predicted model, not a curated record. The transcript has 7 exons. Bases 350 to 937 code for a protein of 195 amino acids. NCBI's taxonomy places the organism in Eukaryota, Metazoa, Chordata, Actinopteri, Cypriniformes, Catostomidae.
UUUUAAAAUGUGUGUUUACAUUGAUGUCAUGUAGCUGUGGAUUUGACCUGCACAACGUUCAGAAGGAAUUUUAGACCAUUCUUCCUUACAGAACUGCUUCAGCUCAGCCAUAUUCUUAGGAUGUCCGGUGUGAACGGCUCUCUUGAGGUCAUUCCACAUCAUCUGUAUUGGGUUAAGAUCUGGGCUCUGACUGGGCCACUCAAAAAGGUGGAUUCUGUAGUGGAUUUACUUCGAUGUUUAGGGUCAUUGUCCUGCUGUAUCACCCAACUUCUACUGAGCUUCUGCUGGUGCACCGCCACACUGACAUUAUCCUGUAGGAUAUCUUGAUAGGGAAUUCAUUUUUCCCUCGAUGAUGCUAAGUGGUCCAGGCCCCGAAGCAGCAGAGCAGCCCCAAUUCAUGAUGCUCCCUCCACCGUACUUCACAGUUGGGAUGAAGUUAUUUUAUGUUGCAAUGGCAGAUGACGUUCUGUUUGAAUUCCUUCACAUGGCGAUUGUGGCUCACAUUUACAAGGAGCAGGCGACCCGAGAGGAUAUUGAUAAGGAGAGAGUGACAUGUGUAUCUACUCUAGAGUCAAUGGGCUUCAGAGUUGGACAAGGGCUGAUUGAAAGGUUUACAAAAGACUCCCCCAGUUUCAAAGAUGACUUAGACAUCAUGAAGUUCAUCUGCAAAGAUUUCUGGAGCACUAUUUUCAAAAAACAAAUUGACAAUUUGAGGACGAACCAUCAGGGCACUUACGUCUUACAGGAUAAUAAAUUUGCUCUACUAACUCAGUUUUCCACUGGAAAGCAAUACCUUGAGGAGGCCCCUAAAUACUUGGCCUUUUCUUGUGGAUUGAUUCGGGGAGCUCUAUCCAUCCUGGGCUUGGAGAGUGCUGUGACUGCAGAGGUGUCUUUAAUGCCAUCGUGUAAAUUCCAAAUUGUAGUUCAAAAAAUCUAGGACAGACUAAAUGAGCUGUGAACGGUAAUGUUUCAUUAAAUCAAAACUUUAUUAAUGGAAAUUACAUGGACCUAUAUACUAAAUGUUUACACCAGAAUGGCAGUUUACAACAUUAUUUUUGAUCAAAGUUAUGUUAUAUUUCAGUGAGACAGUUCUUAUUUUUUUUAACCAUUUUUAUUUAUAUAUAUCCAUAAGACUUAAAUUAAGAGUCUUGAUCAGUUUUCUAACAUCUGAAUGUCAUUUUCUACCUUGACACACUUACAGUUGAAGUCAGAAGUUUACAUACACUUUAGUUUGAAGUCAUUAAAACUCAUUUUUUUAACCACUCCACAGAUUUAAUAUUAGCAAACUAUAGUUUUGGCAAGUCGUUUAGGACAUCUACUUUGUGCAUGACAGAAGUAACUUUUCCAACAAUUGUUAACAGACAGAUUGUUUCACUUUUCAUUGACAAUAUCUCAAUUCCAAAUUAACUGUGCCUUUAAGCAGCUUGGUAAAUUCCAGAAAAUUAUGUCAAGCCUUUAGACAAUUAGCUUCUGAUAGGAGGUGUACUGAACUGGAGGCGUACCUGUCGAUGUAUUUUAAGGCCUACUUUCAAACUCAGUGCCUCUUUGCUUGACAUCAUGGGAAAAUUAAAAGAAAUCAACCAAGACCUCAGAAAACAAAUUGUGGAUGUCCACAAGUCUGGUUCAUCCUUGGGAGCAAUUUCCAAAUGCCUGAAGGUACCACGUUCAUCUGUACAAACAAUAGUAUGCAAGUAUAAACACCAUGGGACCACGCAGCCAUCAUACCUCUCAGGAAGGAGACGCAUUCUGUCUCCUAGAGAUGAACGUAGUUUGGUGCAAAAAGUGCAAAUCAAUCCCAGAACAACAGCAAAGGACUUUGUGAAGAUGCUGGAGGAAACAGUUAGACAAGUCUCUAUAUCCACAGUAAAACGAGUCCUAUAUCAACAUAACCUGAAAGACUGCUCAGCAAGGAAGAAGCCACUGCUCCAAAACCACCAUAAAAAAGCCAGACUACAGUUUGCAAGUGCACAUGAAGACAAAGAUCUUACAUUUUGGAGAAAUGUCCACUGGGCUAAUGAAACAAAAAUUGAACUGUUUGGCCAUAAUGACCAUUUGUUAUGUUUGGAGGAAGAAGGGUGAGGCUUGCAAGCCGAAGAACACCAUCCCAACCGUGAAGCAUGGGGGUGGAGGCAUCAUGUUGUGGGGGUGCUUUGCUGCAGGAGGGACUGGUGCACUUCACAAAAUAGAUGGCAUCAUGAGGAAGGAAAAUUAUGUGGCUAUAUUGAAACAACAUCUCAAGACAUCGGCCUGGAAGUUAAAGCUUGGUAACAAAUGGGUCGUCCAAAUGGACAAUGACCACAAGCAUACCUCCAAAUUUGUGGCAAAAUGGCUUAAGGACAACAAAGUCAAGGGAUUGGAGUGGCCAUCACAAAGCCCUGACCUCAAUCCGAUAGAAACUGAGUUUAAAUGUUUUUGGCUAAGGUGUAUGUAAACUUAUUACUUCAACUAUAUUACAAACAAAAUUAUUGUAAUGGAAAAUGACGGAAGCAUGUUUUUGAUAUAUGUUCAUAUCAAUUCACUGAAAAAUAUUUUGGAGUUCUCUUUUUAUACACAUUUAGCCUUUCUAAAUGAAGUUUUGCUAAACAUGAAUGGUUUACACUUUACAAGCCAUAAUUUAGUAAAGAUACACUUAGUGUUGAAAACAAUUAUGGAUUUCUUAUGUGUAUAUUUGGUGAAUUUGGACAUGUAUCUCACUGAUAAAGAUUUAAAGGAGUAAAAACUUCUACACCAGAAGAGGGCACCCUUUGUUAGUCUAAUUGUAUGCCUCUGGGGUGCAAAGCUUGUGUCUGUAUAUAAUGAAACUUUAAUGAGUAAACUUUUUGCACUUAUUUGCACCAUAUUUUGGUCUGCAAACUGUUUACUGCUGUUACCUCAGUUAAUAAAAGCUUUAUUUGUCUGUCUUAUUGGUACAAUUUUUAAAUAAAGAUAUGUCCUCAUUGGACUGUUUGUUUUCUGUA